GAUACUUGGCGAGUUUGUUCGUAAGCAAAGGAGAUGGCUGGAUGUUUUGUUUAUAUAGUAUACUUGUCAGCGGUUACACUCGUAUUACCAUGGGUAUCCGUGCAGUCCACACCUUCUACUAGCCCUGCCACUGCCGCCAGUAUACAUGCCACGACUAUCACCGACAUUCCACCCACCGUUUCAAGUGAAGAACUAGGCCAAUCCCAUCUCACAACGCUUCAGCAACAGAGUACUACUGGAGCAGUUGUUUCUGGCAAAGCGGUUACAAUAUCUUCACAGAGUAAAACACCUAUAGUAGUCAGCAAUUCUUCACCAACAUUAAAUGCAAGCACAGCAGCUAAAACAACAAUUAAUAGAACAACUAUUCUACCGACUACCCGUAAACCUAUCAACCAUACAAGGGAAGUUUGUUACGACACCAUCGGCUGCUUCAACAAUCGCCCACCGUAUAUCUCCAGUCUACCUUGGUCACCACAAAAGAUAGACGUCCAUUUUCUAUUAUACACCCGCGAAUGGCCAUCGGGAAACGAGACGGUCCGGAUUGUGUACAAUGACACCGAGUCACUACGGAACUCCAACUUCAGUACGACUAGACCUACCAAGUUUGUAGUGCACGGCUUUCUCAACGAUAUGAAGUCACCAUGGCCCUACGUUAUGAAAGACGAGCUAUUGAAAAAGGCUGACGUCAAUGUGAUCCUGGUUUUCUGGGGCAAAGGCGCCAACGUUGGUAUUACCAUGUACGACCAGGCCGCAACGAACACACGGGUUGUGGCAGCUGAAAUUAAGGUGCUCGUCCUUAAAAUGGUGUCACUGGGCUCGGAUGUUAGCCAGGUGCACUUGAUUGGGCAUAGUCUCGGGGCGCACACUUCCGGGUACGUUGGGAGCCGGUUGAAGUCUGACGACAAUUUGGUGCUAGGAAGAAUUACUGGGCUGGAUCCCGCAGAGCCUGACUUCGAGAAACAACCAAUGCUUGUUAGACUCGACAAGAAUGACGCUACCUACGUUGAUGUCAUCCACACAAAUGGCGCUCCAAUGCUUGGCGGAGGUGGAUUCGGCCUGAUGAUCCAGUGUGGUGACGUUGAUUUCUACGUUAACGGCGGAGAGUUGCAACCAGAUUGUCCAAAUCAAAUAACGGGAAUAUUCACCUCAGGCAUGGCCGCGGGUGACGUUGUGGCGUGCAGUCACAGUCGUGCACAUGACAUUUUUACGGAGACUAUCAACGCACAGAUGUGCCAGUUUGUUGGAUACCCCUGUGCCUCAUAUGAUAGGUUCCAGCGAGGAGAAUGUCUAGAAUGUGGUGAAGACGGAUGCGCUGUGAUGGGCUAUGCUUCCGACAUGUACACCGUUCCCAGAGGCAAAAAGUUCCUUAACACACGUCGAUCGACACCGUUCUGUGGUCACCAAUACAAAGUGUUGGUAGGUGUGUCUCAUUCGGGGAAAACUACCAAGGGAAAGCUCGAAAUUCAGCUUGCAGGCACAUGGGCCACCAGCGAGUGGUUCCCUGCAACUGCAGCUGGUAAAGAUGAUGAACAACUGAAGAUAGGUGCGACAGUCUCACACUUGGCAGUGGCGAAAGAGAUUGUAGGAAGGAUUAUGUCCAUAAGUGUCCGGUACACCAAAUACAAAGGCACCUUUUUUGGAUUGUUUGGGGGAGGCCAGAAUACCAUCCAGUUGCAAAAAGUCAUGACUGAGUCGGGUGACAACGGUGAAGUGACCGUGUUUUGUUUGUCGGACGUCGCCUUGCAGACAGGUGUUCCAAAGUCGUUCCCUGCUCACAGUGGAAUGACAUGUUCUUGAUUUCUGUUUCCAACUUUUCAGAAAAAA
Mya arenaria is the source of this 1824-nucleotide messenger RNA. Its product is annotated as inactive pancreatic lipase-related protein 1-like. Gene Ontology annotation, molecular function: protein binding; triacylglycerol lipase activity. The transcript has 11 exons. Lineage: Eukaryota; Metazoa; Mollusca; Bivalvia; Myida; Myidae. The record is from RefSeq and is a predicted model, not a curated record. Gene Ontology annotation, biological process: lipid metabolic process. Bases 34 to 1797 code for a protein of 587 amino acids.